AUGGGCCCCCUGCUAUCAGAAAAACCUGUUCAUACUCUCGUUCUGGAUACAGGACCGAUUAUCAAGAAUGAGCCCGCAGUAUCUACCCUGCUAUCUCAAGCAGAGAUUCUAGUAACGACGCCUGCAAUAAUAUCGGAGAUCCGGGAUUCAACUACAAGAAAUCGUGUCCAGUCUACCCUACUACCAUUUCUAACGCUACGAGAGCCAAGUCCAGCCAGUAUCAAAGUCAUCACGGAUUUUGCCCGCCGAACUGGAGACCUGUCUGUGUUAAGCAGACCAGAUAUACAGAUCCUUGCCCUCGCAUAUGAGCUCGAGUGCGAACGCAACGGUGGAGACUGGCGGCUGAGGAGCGUUCCCGGCCAAAAACGCACAAAUGGGCCUCCUCCAAGCAAGAAAUCCGAGGCCGCAACAACACUUACCGAAGAACUGUCUCAGGAUAUAGCCUCUGGCGCCGGGAAUCAAACUCUCGAUCCUGCACAAGAAGCUAUCAGCGAACCUGCAAUCGCACCGGAAGACAUGUCACAUGACCUGAAUACAUCAGAACCGACAGACAAUAUCAGCAAAGCACUCGCAGAUACGCACAUAUCGGACCUACCGGAGGCACAGGAAUCUAACGAGUCUAGCGAGCCCAACGAUCCGAAAGAGCCCGAAGAGCCUGUAAUAGCAGACGGUCAACCACCAGAGGAUACAGCAGCAGACGCACCAGCGCCGCCCGUCCAAUCUCCCGACUCCAAAAGCCAAAGCACGCCAUCGAGGCCAGACUCCGACUCCGACUCCGAAGGUUGGAUAACGCCCUCCAACAUCAAAAAGCACCAAGACCGCGACAGUCUCUCCACCACAUCAUCAACCCCCGAGCCCAAAACCAUGCAAGUCGCGACCAUCACCACCGACUUCGCCAUGCAAAACGUGCUCCUCCAGAUGAACCUGAACCUGCUGUCGCCGAAGCUGCAGCGCGUCAAGCACCUCAAGACCUUCGUGCUGCGCUGCCACGCCUGCUUCAACGUCCACAAAGACAUGAGCAAGCAGUUCUGCGCGCGGUGCGGGAAGCCCACGCUUACGCGUGUGGCCUGCUCGACGAACCAGAAUGGCGAGUUCGUCAUGCAUCUCAAGCGGAGUAUGCAGUGGAAUACGCGCGGGGAUAGGUAUAGCAUCCCGAAGCCUGUGGCUGGAUCCGCGAAUGGGAGGGUUAGUGGAGGUGGUAAGGGCGGCUGGGGCCAGGGUUUGAUUCUGGCGGAGGACCAGAAGGAGUAUGUCAAGGCUGUGGACCAGGAGAAGAGGGUCAGGCAGAGGGAUCUCAUGGAUGAAGACUAUUUGCCGUCAAUCUUCACGGGGGACAGGCAGAGGGCUGGAGGAAGGCCGAAGGUGGGGGCUGGGAGGAAUGUCAAUUCGAAGAAGAGAUAG
This is a messenger RNA of Coniosporium apollinis CBS 100218, 1401 nucleotides long. RefSeq lists its product as uncharacterized. Gene Ontology annotation, biological process: maturation of SSU-rRNA; ribosomal small subunit biogenesis. Gene Ontology annotation, cellular component: preribosome, small subunit precursor. NCBI's taxonomy places the organism in Eukaryota, Fungi, Ascomycota, Dothideomycetes. The coding region runs from base 1 to 1401 and encodes 466 amino acids. The transcript has a single exon. The record is from RefSeq and is a predicted model, not a curated record. Gene Ontology annotation, molecular function: RNA endonuclease activity.